This is a messenger RNA of Fusarium redolens, 1168 nucleotides long. RefSeq lists its product as uncharacterized. The transcript has a single exon. The record is from RefSeq and is a predicted model, not a curated record. NCBI's taxonomy places the organism in Eukaryota, Fungi, Ascomycota, Sordariomycetes, Hypocreales, Nectriaceae. Bases 65 to 1036 code for a protein of 323 amino acids.
CAAAGAUGAAACCUGCUUGACGUUGCAAUUUCCCAAGAAACAAAUUGAGGUCAUCAUCAUCGCCAUGUCUGGGCAACAAGAGCAUACGAACGGGGGCUCGUCUCCAGUUGAAGUUGCCUCGGCGUCGGGUAAAAAUCCCGUUCAGAUUAUUUUGACACCACCUACGCCAAUCGUUUCCGCUGGAAAUUUUGAUCGACGUGGGGAAGACACGUUCAAGGAGGUUCUCCCCGCAGUGUCUGAGGAGAAGGAGGUCGUUCAGAGGACGGAUGGCUACGAUGAGAAGGAAGUUUAUGCUGUGAGUGAGGGGCAUGAUGAGAAGGAGGUCUAUAUACCCGCCGCGGAGAAAGAGGUUUAUGAUCAUGGGCUUGAGAAGGAGGUGCACGACUUGAGGCUUCAUGAUGGACAUGACGAGAAGCAAAUCUAUGACCCAACCGAACGUAUUGCUCAAGCGCAGUGUAUUGACUCACCAGAGAAAGAAGUCCUCCCCCCAACAAACCAUGAGGAUCACAAAGGGUUCCACCAUCCAAACUACUCAACCCAGUCUCUACCAACCCAGGACAAAGAGAACGAAGCGUCUAUGGCGGUCCAGAAAUACAACAGCAACGUAAAUGAGAGAAGGGAGAGCAUAUCGACUGCAUCUACUGAGACAUCAGAGACGAAAGACAGCGCUGCCCGGGGUUACUACCAACGCCAUCUCAACAAGUGGAACCAAGCAGUUGACAAGAAGAAGAAAGCCUGGACGACAUUCGCCAACAAUUCAAGUACGACUAUGACGGAGAAGGCCAAUCAAAUCGACAAGGGACUCAAGGAUCGUUGUACGGCAUUCGAGAACGGCACUACAGCCAAGUUGAACCAGCUUGAUAGAAGUAUCAGCGACAGUGUUGAUCGAGCUGGUAAGAACGUCAAUACCAAGGUUGCGAAUUGGAAGACGGGUAUGGGAAACAUGAAGAGUCAGAGCAUGAGUAAUUUCAAGACAUUGGGAUCUAGAUGUCAGAUUGGUGCGAAGGAGGGGAAGGAAGAGAAGGAGACGCAGUGAUAAAGGUGUUUUUUGAAUCGCUUUGGAGCUCAGUUUCGAUUUCAGUUUAGUUUCGGGUUUUGUCUCUCGUCUCGUUUGCUCAUACACGAUAGCGCAUUCUUUUGAUCACAACAUUGUAAUAUAACUAUUCAU